Phytophthora sojae is the source of this 855-nucleotide messenger RNA. RefSeq lists its product as hypothetical. Bases 1 to 855 code for a protein of 284 amino acids. The transcript is spliced from 3 exons. Lineage: Eukaryota; Oomycota; Peronosporomycetes; Peronosporales; Peronosporaceae. Gene Ontology annotation, molecular function: catalytic activity. The record is from RefSeq and is a predicted model, not a curated record.
AUGCCCUGCUGCUUCGACGGCCUCAGCGCCAAGCUCAUCGAGCGCGCAGGCUUCGAGGUGACCUUCAUGACGGGCUUCGGCGUGUCCGCCGUCCACGGUGUGCCGGACACUCAGCUUCUGUCCUUCGGUGAGAUGGUCCGCACUGCCGCGACAGUCUGCGAGUCGCUGCGCCACGUGCCGUGCAUCGGCGACGGAGACACGGGCUACGGCAACGCCAUGAACGUCAAGAGGACGGUGGCCGCCUACGCCCAGGCGGGCAUGGCUGGCAUCAUGCUGGAGGACCAAGUGUCCCCGAAGCGAUGUGGGCACACCGCCGGCAAGGCGGUUGUCUCGCGCGACGAAGCGUUCGCGCGGGUGCGUGCAGCGGUGGACGCUCGCGCCGAGGGGGGAUUCGACAUUGUCAUCAUGGCGAGGACGGACGCCCGAGGAACUCACUCGCUGGAUGAGGCCAUCGCCCGCUGCAAGGAGUUCAAGAGACUCGAGGCUGACAUCACGUUCCUCGAGGCCCCGCAGUCGGUGGAGGAGAUGGAGACGUACUGCAGAGAAGUGCCAGGCCCCAAGAUGGCCAACAUGGUGGAGAACGGGCUCACGCCGGUGCUGCUGCCCGAGGAACUCGGCAAAAUGGGCUACAAGUUGGCGGCGUACCCGAUCACGCUGCUGAGUGCCAGUAUCAAGGCGAUGGAGGAGGCGCUGAGACUGCUCAAGUGCCAGACAGGGAGUGACAGGAACGACGAAGCUGGACACAACGCGACGCCCAGCGCGGCGCUGGACAACUUGCUGUGUGAUUUUGCCCAUGUGAAAGACGUGGUCGGCUUUACGGAGUACUACGCGGAGGAAGAGCGCUAUAAGCACUGA